Phytophthora infestans T30-4 is the source of this 4218-nucleotide messenger RNA. RefSeq names its product ATP-binding Cassette (ABC) superfamily. NCBI's taxonomy places the organism in Eukaryota, Oomycota, Peronosporomycetes, Peronosporales, Peronosporaceae. The transcript is spliced from 14 exons. The record is from RefSeq and is a predicted model, not a curated record. Bases 1 to 4218 code for a protein of 1405 amino acids. Gene Ontology annotation, molecular function: DNA-binding transcription factor activity. Gene Ontology annotation, cellular component: cytosol.
AUGGAGCUGCUUCGGCGCGUGGGCUUCUUCUGCGCGCUCUGGACGUUGCAAUGUUGUGCUUCCGUACUGGGUGCCAUUUCACGUGACGCUAUCUUCCUACGGUACUAUGCGGCUUCGAGCGUGGCUGCUCUCACUCUGACGCUGUCUUUGAGCACCGCCUACGCAUUGACACUGGCCACGCAGCUGGUUGACAAGCUAGCAGCUCGUGCUGUUCGUCCUGGCAUACUAUACGCCAUCAGUCCUUUGGUGCUAGGCUGUGGCCUUCUUGUCCUAACGCUCCUUUCCCUAGUCGCACCCGUACUGGCUCGAGCGACCUCCGUCCUCCUCUACUUGUGGCUGGAAGUGCAGACCCAAUGGUUGACCCAGCAGUUCUGGGAUUUAUGUGCCAAGGGCUUCGACGUGGCCCAAUCCAAGAAGUUUUUCGGGAUGAUCACGUUCGGAUCAACUUUUGGCAGUUUAUCGGCGAGUUUCGUAGUGCUACCAGUAGUCCAGAGUCGGCAACUACCGACAGAAUUCAACUUGCUGGUUUCUUCCGGAAUGCUAUUUUUCAUCGCAGGAGUGUUGUUCGUAUCGGCGGAACAUUUCACGUCUGCAAAUAUUGCUCCGUCUGGGAAGAAAACUAAAAAUCAGAAACCUGGGGAUCCAAGAACGGACACGUCGUCGUCCACUGUGAUUAUUCGAGAUAUUCAGGCCAGAACGUACUUGAAACAUAUUUGCUUUUUCGACAUGUUGGCCACGGUGAUGCGCGUAUUGGUGGAUAAUACGACGUUAUCGGUGGUAUCGCUACAGCCGGAAGAAGAGGUGAAGGCCUCGCUGUCGAUGAUCAACGGAUUGCAGAGCUUCCUCAUGAUCCCGAUGCAGUUACUGUCGGGGCCCUUCUUCACCCACUUUGGCGUCAUGUACGGUAUCGCGAUGCUCCCGGUGACGAUUUUUCUGUUUGGAGCAUCGACCUACAUUUCAACGUCUGCGUACUCGUUGAUUUUCACGCGGGCACUGUACAACGCCGUCUCCCAAGCGAUUUUCAACCCGGCUAGACAAUUACUGUGGCUGCCUUUCAAUGAGAGCGAGCGAGGUCGCUUCCAGAACUUUGUAUGCGGACCGUUCCGCUCGCUGUCCCGGAUUUUCGGCGCAGUGUUGUCGAUGUUUCUGACUGCAAGUUUGGUCGUUCAAUUCAUUGGAGCGUCUUCUUCAAGUAUUAUAAUGAUCGCGACGUCGGUAGCCUGGUUUGUGGACGCCCUCGCAGCCAGAAAAUCGUACGCUUCCGAGUUCUACGCCUCGUUGCGACAAGGCUACUUGGAUUUGACCUCACCACUGGUCGACUUUACACCGGAUCAGAUCGUGUUAGUGAAGGAGACGCUGGUGAAUGGUGAGCAAACGCAAGCCAACUUCGUCUUGAGCUCGCUGUCCCACGAACACAUCGGUCUCUUCUCCCAGGAACUGCGAGCGUUGUUCUACAAGACAAGCAGAGACGCUGUGCCUCUUACGCCGAUGCACACGAAACUGCGCUUGUUGAAUCUCCACACGGCAGCCAAGCGAGACUUCGUGCUCCAUGCACAAGAGUCGUAUCUACUCCCUGACGCCAGCACGUUCCCCACUGGGAUUUUCAACACGAUGGAUCUGAUGAUGCUCGUCAAGGACAAAUCGGUUGCAGUGCCACGUCAGCUUCGAGUCGCGGCGAUUCUGGCGUGUGGAUACGAAAAGUUUAACAUGUACGCGGACCAGUGCUCCGAGAUGCUUCACAAGCUGCUGCGUGGUGAAGAGGAAGACAAAUCCGUCGUGGUAUGCGCUGCAGUGGCUUUGCUGCGUCUAUCGGACUGGAUGGAUGAAGAAGCGAACGUCAUUCUCCAGCGAUUACUGCACGAAGAGAAGGUGCUGGAAGCGCGCGUGGUGGGCUUGAAAAUUGUAGGCAAGGAGCUACCAGAGCUGCUGGGCGAUGGCUUUCUGGUGUAUCUACUUCACCACUCUUCGACUCAGAUCGUCCAGGCAGCAGUUGAGUGCUGUUCCAACAGCUCUCGCAACUCUCGAAUGCUUAUUCCAGCUCUGAUGAAACAUCUCGCCAACUCCUUGAUACGAUCUCAGAUUGUCACGGCACUGAAAGGGUUUGAACCGGCUGCGUUGUGGGGACCACUUUGCCAAUACACGGAAGAGAUCCUACGACUUCCCACUCAAGCACUGAGCAAUUACGCACUAACUUCGGACCGGAUCCACAACAAGAGAGAGGGAUUGGCAGGUGCACUUAAAGUGCUGGACCUUGGUGGCUUUCCGCUUGAAGAUAAACUGGAUUUUCUACUGCACUUGAUGGAGACGUUACUAGUGACGUCAAAGGCACCGGACGAUGGGGUUGAUAAGGUCAGCACGGACGUUUUACAUCAUCUUUUUGGGAAAGAUGUGGUCAUGGAGGAAUUGAUUGUGGACGCGCUGCUAUCGCUGAUCGCAUCAACGGACGAAAAGACGAUGAACUCGUUUUCACAGUUGAUGGACCCUAUCCAUCACGCGCUGAGUAUCAAGAUCCGUGAAGCCCAUGAAAUGCGUCACGUUCUGGAACUGUUUUUCCAGAUCUGUCCUCGUACAGCUACAAACAUUGAGGAAACCUCUCCUCUCUUGCUACAACAUGUCGAACACAGCUUGAAAGAAACGCUUCGGCUGCUGCUGAAGCUACUUUCAACGGGAUUCCCUAAGGAAUUCGAUGUCGCGGUGAUUCUGGAAGGUUUGCAGUCAGAUCUGGGACAAGUGCACUCCGCCAUUCAGGAGGUGCUGGAGAAUCUACUUCCCUCGUCCUACAAAGGACUGGUGCUGCCACUACUAUUUCCGAAAUUGUCGACUACAAAAGCGGCGUCAAAGAUGGCAAAGGACGUCGAAGAGUUAUUUGGUGGAAAAGAUGGCGUCGACAAUUUGCUGGAUGUGAUGAAGCACCAGGACACAGAGCUGGAGCUGUCAGCUCUUGCUCUCCACUAUUUCCUCCACAUCGCUGGGAACCAUGCAGAACACCUGACCGAUGCAGCGAAACUGAAUUUCCAGGAUGAGAUCAUUCCGAACUUGCUCAGCCACGAGCUGACCAAGGAACUCCUGAUUGAAACGUAUCACGGCAGCCCCGAAGUGCUUCCGUACGAGUCCGUUGCUAAUCUCAAGGAUUGCGAACCCCCGUUGCUUUCACGAAUCGCGGUCGCAAACUGCCUUCGUGUAUCGUCAUUGUUCGAGAAUGUGUGCGCAAUUAGCAUCUUGCGGGUGAUAUCGCACCAUUUCUUGCCGAUAACUGUGACGCGUGGACAAACCUUCGCAGUUGAAGGCGAUAUCGCUUCAGCCAUGUACGUCGUUGCCACGGGUACGGUCCAGCUCCACAAAGAGCGAAGGAUUCUAGCAGUUUUAGGCUUUGGCACGUGUGUUGGACAAGCUGCUUUGCUGCAGCACUCGCUUCAUGCUGGAACCCACAUCUCGUCGGCAACUGCGCUUGAAGACUGCAUUCUCCUCAGUAUAUCACGAGAGGAGCUUGACGCGCUGAUCAAGGAGACGCCACAGGUGUCUAGAGGCGUUCUUAAUGCUGUCGCGUCUUCUCUCCAGUUGCUAUACUUCGAGCCACUUCGCGCUAUUGCUCAAUCGGGGAGUCUUCCUCGUCGUGAUCGCAGAGCGUCUUUGACUGCGGAGACAGCACAUUCAGACAGCGAAAAGACCCACCCGAUGCUCAAGAUAACCGAGUCGCUUACGACUAACAUCAAGGCAGCGCUGUCGGUGGAUCGAGCGGCGAAAUCCUUCCUGUACAACGUCGGUCGAUGUCGAACUACUCCUCGCGGAGGCCCUUUAUCACUGCCAGGCAGACGCCGAAGCUUAAGCAACUCGCAGCCGACCGGGAGAAGUCCGACGCUCGCGUCAAAGGGGCUGCUUGCGCUUUCAGAUCCCGCCGACUAUACGACGUUCGAGAAGUCGAUUCACCUGAAGGCUUCGCACUUGAUGCGGAACCUCGAUGACGACAAGGUGUCGCUAGUUGCCCAGCUAUCUCGAGUCGUGAUGCUUAGUCAUGGUGACGUGCUCUACUCCAGUGGUACUACUGUGGAGUGCAUCUACGUUAUCAUCGAUGGCACAAUGGAGAUCACACAUCCCCAAGGCGAUUCAGACGCGUCGACUGCUUCAACGUCGAUCAAACUUCACGGUGGCGACUGCUUUGGAGAAGAGGUACGCUAUCUGGAGAAUCCAUGUUCAAGCGACAGCCACAGCACUUGGUAG